AAAUUUCAAUACUAUAUAUUUAAAAUGUUUACUUGACAUACAUGGACUGCAAAAACAAAAUAAUGACUGAAAAGAAAUAUCAUCACGCAAAACCUUAAAGGUACUAUCGAUGUCGUGUCCUCUUCAUUUACAUCAAAUAGUUCCCACAGUUUCACACCAAUUUAACUAUUUUCACAGUUUUUCUCUCUCACACUCUCUCUUACCUACGCAUAAUACUAUAUUAGUACCAUUACUCAUCUCUCUUUCACCACCAAACACCUCUGCAUAGCUCUACUGUCUGUCUCUCUCUCUCACUCCGAAAAAUGUUAGGCAACCAUUACUCAAGAGACAUCCACCACAACACUCUCUCCCUGCACUCUCAUCAAAACGACACCGCAUCACAUAAAGAGUCCUUGUUCGAGAAAUCACUCACACCAAGCGACGUGGGAAAGCUAAACCGUUUAGUCAUACCAAAACAACACGCCGAGAAAUACUUGCCUCUCAACAAUGGAGGCGGUGAGCUGACGUCUGAGACGACGGAGAAAGGGAUGCUUCUUAGCUUCGAGGACGAGUCAGGCAAGUCUUGGAAGUUCAGAUACUCGUAUUGGAACAGCAGUCAAAGCUACGUUUUGACCAAAGGAUGGAGCAAGUACGUCAAAGACAAGCACCUAGACGCCGGGGACGUUGUUUUCUUCCAACGUCACCGUUUUGAUUUCCACAGACUCUUCAUUGGCUGGCGGAGACGCGGCGAGGCUUCUUCUCUUUCGGCCGUGUCUCAAGAGGCUAGAGUUAACACGACGGUGUACUGGAGCGGCUUGACUACACCUUAUCGUCAAGUACAAGCGUCAACUAGUUCUUAUCCUAACAUUCACCAAGAGUAUUCACAAUAUGGAGCGGUCGCUGAGACACCGACGGUGGUUGCAGGGAGCUCGAGGACGGUGAGGCUAUUCGGAGUUAACCUCGAAUGUCACGGUGACGUCGUUGAGACACCACCGUGUUCUGACGGCUACAACGGCCAGCACAUUUACUAUUAGUCAACUCCUCAUCUCAUGAAUAUCUCAUUUGCUGAGGAAACAAUGGAGCAGGUUGGAGAUGGACGCGGUUGAUGAUAUCCAAAGAGAAGUGACAACUUUUUAGAUCUUGACGUUAGGUUUUGGGCCCCUACUUGGCGCAAUUAUUGUCAUAGAGAAAACACCACAAAAGGAGGAGAAUUAAUACAAGUGUGACUUCCUUAUGUUGUUAUAACUAUUAGUAUCUACUAUUCAACUAAUUUGAAACAAAGAAUAAAAAGAGGAGCUUUUUCAUACAA
This is a messenger RNA of Brassica napus (rape), 1288 nucleotides long. RefSeq names its product B3 domain-containing protein At3g11580. Bases 303 to 1013 code for a protein of 236 amino acids. Gene Ontology annotation, molecular function: DNA-binding transcription factor activity; DNA binding. The transcript is spliced from 3 exons. NCBI's taxonomy places the organism in Eukaryota, Viridiplantae, Streptophyta, Magnoliopsida, Brassicales, Brassicaceae. The record is from RefSeq and is a predicted model, not a curated record.